UGUUUUUUUUUUUUCGCUUAUGGCCUGAAACAUACAUCAACUUGCGAUAUACUAGGAAGGGCGGGGCUUUAAAACGUCCUUUCCAGAAGAAAUGCGCAGUGCACAGGGGGCGGGAUAUUUCAGCUGGCGGGGAGAUUCGGUUGAAAUCAGUAAAAACCGAGCGCUCUUGAACCGAACCACCGAUCAUCUUCUGAAGAGGUUAAAAAUAACAGUCCCACUAAAAAAAAAAAAAAAAAAAAAAAAUUGUUUUUCAGAGACAAAGUGGUAAAAGGCGAUUCUGAGUGUCAUCCUGCUUUAAACUAAGUUGCUACAAUGGAAGAGAUGGAGAUAGACCUACAGCUGGGGGGAACAGAGACAGUGUCGCACCAAGUGGAGCAAGGUGGCUGGAGCGGUGUGUUCCCGAUAAUCAUUCCUGAAUCGGAGAGUGACAUAGAGGAAGAAGAGCGGCCCCGUAGCCCCCCUAUUCUGAACCCCCAGCCCGUGCCCAUUCUCAGGGGGCUGCUGCAGGGGGUUACCAGCUCUGUGGUCGAGCCAGCACGACAGGGGACUGUAACGAGGAGGAGGCGGACAACGCGCGCGCAAAGCCAGGCCACUCGCAUCUCCACAAGGUCCAGGUGGCCCCUCACAGCAAGUGCCAGACAGGCCUCCGCGAUGGACAGCUUCUUCCAUCCGAGACACAGCCAGACCGUGCAGCUGCCUUACACCGGCUCACUGGUGCACAUUGUGGGGGACUCGGCCACAGUGAGUGUCACUGACCCGGGUUCAGGGAACACCACGGAGCAGAGUGACUCUGAGGAGAGCCUGACUGACCUGGAGGAGGCUGCAGUACCCACGGCCCCCAUCGUGCCCGCUCUCUCUCUCACGACAGGUCUUGCAGAUCCUGCAGUGCCAGCAGAGGGCAGUGCUGAGACUGUAGGGUCUCUGCAGAGGGAUGGAGGUGAUCCUCUCCAAGACUCUGAGUCAAGCUCUCCUGUUAACAUUUCUGGGCCAAAAGAGGGGCCCAUUGCCAUCACAGUGCCCCCCAAUGUUCCUGGGGAGGAAGAGGGAGAUACCUGUUCAAUCUGUUUCGAACCCUGGACCAAUGCAGGGGAGCACCGCCUCUCCACCCUGCGCUGUGGACAUCUCUUUGGGUUCACCUGCAUCGACCGCUGGCUCAGGGGACAGGGGGGCAAGUGUCCUCAGUGCAAUAAGAAGGCGAAGCGCAUGGAUAUUGUGGUGCUGUAUGCUCGCACGUUGAAGGCCCUCGAUACCAGUGAGCAGGAGAGGAUGAAAAGCCUUCUGGAGCGUGAGCAAGCCCUGCGGAGGAAGUCUGAGCUGGAGUCGGCGCAGUGCAGGUUGCAGCUGCAGGUGAUGACAGAUGAGUGCGGGCGACUGCGCAAGCAACUCCAGGAGUUGAAGGUGUUGAUGUCCAAGCAAGGCUGUAGCUCCUCUCAAUCGAGUGGCUCCCGCACCGCCCUCUCGCAGGGCUCCAGCCAGGCCCAGGGGGGGUGCUACACUUUCAACAAGGCUGUGAUGGUGUCCCAGACAGGGAACUGCCGUGUGCUGUCCUACUGUGAGCCUCUCAGCUGCCUGCUGGCCUCCCAGCCCUCCCCACAAGCAACACUGGUACCAGGCUGCGGUGUUAAGAAGAUCAGUGCAGUCAGCAUGAAGGCGUGUCAGUACGUACCCAUCCACGCCAAGCAGAUCCGCGGCCUGGCCUUCAGCAACCAGGCAGACAGUCUAAUGCUCUCCGCAGCACUGGAUAGCACCGUCAAACUGACCAGCCUCCUGACCAACACGGUCGUGCAGACUUACAACACUGGCCGUCCCGUGUGGAGCUGCUGCUGGUGUCUGGAUGAUCCCAAUUACAUCUACGCUGGGCUGAACAACGGCUCUAUCCUGGUGUACGACACACGGGAUACAAGCACAUACGUGCAAGAGCUUGCUCCCCUUGGGUCCAGGUGCCCGGUGGCCUCCCUGUCCUAUCUCCCUCGUGCCGCCUCGGCUGCUUUCCCCUGUGGGGGGCUGAUCUCUGGGACCCUGGAGGGGGGCAGUUUCUGGGAGCGGAAGGACGGGACAACCUACAGAGCCCACCUCCUCCCACUGGAGACGGGUGGCUGCACAGACAUCCAGGUGGAACCAGCCAGCCGGCACUGUCUCGUUACCUACAGGCCAGGCAAGUCAAACCCCUCUCUACGAUGUGUGCUGAUGGAGCUCAGCAGGGGGUGCCAGAUUGACUCGUCCGAGGACCCUCCAUGUACCUGCCAUCCCGUCCAGUCCUUCAACGCCGGCUCCUCCUGCAAGCUGCUCACCAAGAACGCUGUGUUUGAGAGCCCGGCACGUGACGGGGCCAUGCUGGUGUGUGCAGGAGACGAGGCUUCCAACUCCGCUAUGCUGUGGGAUGCUGGCCGUGGUUCUCUGCUUCAGAAACUGCAGGCUGACCAGCCAGUGCUGGACAUCAGCCCCUUUGAGGUGAACCAGAGCAGCUACCUGGCCUUGCUCACAGAGAAGAUGGUGAAGAUCUACAAGUGGGAUUGAGAUAAAGAAUUGCAGCAAGAACCAGUGUGCAUGCAGCAUGUCUGGAGUAGACUGAGGGAAUGUGGGAGUCCUUUAACACAACACAACAGCAGGGCUUCUGGAGGUACUGUACUUGAGACAAGGCAGUGGUUCCUGUCGCAUGAUUUGGGGGAAGGGGCAUUCUAGCUGACUGGGAGCACUCCUUACAUUUGGGUCCCCAUAGAACUGAAAACUAGAAACCCAAUGAGAAUUGAGAAAAGCGGCAAACCAAAUACGCCAUGGAGUUGUGGGAUGCCAAUAAUUAUGACUUUGUGAUCUUCAGGAUGAUUGGGAUUACAGUAGUUUUAAUUGGAGUAGAGUCCCCACUGUGAAUUGGGACAAAUGAGAGGAAUGCCUAUCAGGCUGAAGGUGGGGUGUGUGUUGAGUCCAAUAUACACAGGAUGGUUUGGCACUGGUCUCUGCAUGGACACGAACCAGUGGUAACCAUUGUACAGGCAGCAAUCAAGAUUUAAGUGUUUGGGGUGUUUUUUUUUAUUAUUUAGAAAUGAUACCAAAUAGCUCAGAGAGCAGUAACAUCUAAUUUCCAGUAGGCAUUUCUUCCAUUGUUUCUUUUACAACUUUAUCGCUUUUAGUUAGUAUUUGUCCACUUGGAUUUGUCUGAGGCCUUAGUAGCUGUCCCAGUUGUGCCCCCUCAUUAUAUCACGAUACAGUUUAAUACUCUGCAUGAUCUUUGUUUUGUGCCUGCAAAAUGAAACGCUGAAAUCAAUUCACAUGGAAAGAGGAAGCGUGGAUUACUAGUUACAUGAGCAAUUUGGGACAAAGGGCUGAAUUUAUCAAGAUAGUUACAUAAUACAUUUUGCACCUUUUCUAUAUUAUAAAUAAAUAAAUAAAUUAUACAUUAAACUAAAUGGGGAUAGGGGGUGUUCUGAUAAUCUAAUUACAACUGAAAUGUUAAUGACUUUCCCAAUCACAAAAACAUAAUAGAAACCCUUUACCCCGACGACUGGCCUGAUAGAGCAUGGCCUAUGAUGAUAGGGCAGGAGAGCACUGCACACGAGACAGGUUAACAAGCGGCAGAUUGGAAAGCAGAGAAGUUUGGAUAAUCAAAAUUUGAAAUUUGACUAAUUCUGUCAGUGUUUAUCCACUAAUAACAAUUAGCCUAGGCAUGCUUUCUAGUAACUUGGUAUUCCCUUAAGUGUGUUUGGUUACAUCAUCAGUUCUAUUUUCCUGUCACUAAAAGGUGCAAAUUGCAUUGUGUCUAAAAGACCUAGAUCAAGCUAGCCUUAUAUUCAAGUUAAGUCACUAGCAACGUAACCUUUAACAUAAGCCUAUUUUUAAACUUGAUAUUGUCUUUGAUUUUGUGUUUCAAUUUGAAAUCUACAAUGCCCUGCAUUUGUGUUCAGUUUUCUACUGGAUGAUUCCUUGCUGACUGAUGACAUUCUUUCUCAAUUUUUACCUUAAUGUGGAUACAGUACUUGUUGGCUGCCCUGUUUAUUUACAUUCCCUUAAAGCAGGGUUGUCCGUCCUUGUCCUGGAGGGCUGGUGUCCCUUCUGUUUUUGUUCCACCUGUACCCUUUAUUACUUAAUUGGACCAAUGAAGUGCU
This is a messenger RNA of Polyodon spathula (Mississippi paddlefish), 4100 nucleotides long. Its product is annotated as E3 ubiquitin-protein ligase RFWD3-like. Bases 313 to 2517 code for a protein of 734 amino acids. Lineage: Eukaryota; Metazoa; Chordata; Actinopteri; Acipenseriformes; Polyodontidae. Gene Ontology annotation, cellular component: site of double-strand break; nucleus. Gene Ontology annotation, molecular function: ubiquitin protein ligase activity; protein binding. The record is from RefSeq and is a predicted model, not a curated record. The transcript has 13 exons. Gene Ontology annotation, biological process: protein ubiquitination; interstrand cross-link repair; double-strand break repair via homologous recombination.